Messenger RNA from Arabidopsis lyrata subsp. lyrata, 1874 nucleotides. RefSeq lists its product as uncharacterized. NCBI's taxonomy places the organism in Eukaryota, Viridiplantae, Streptophyta, Magnoliopsida, Brassicales, Brassicaceae. Gene Ontology annotation, biological process: meristem maintenance; meristem development. The record is from RefSeq and is a predicted model, not a curated record.
AUGAAGAAUGCAUUACCCUCACCACUAACAGAAGAGAGAGAAGAAGUGAUGGUUGAUGAGAAAGGCCAUUUGUUAUCAACGACGGGUGAAGCAACGAUUACGUUAGAAGAUGUACUGGUGCUUCUAGGGUUUUCUGUUUUGGUUUCUCCUGUUUUUGCUCCUUUGGAAUGCUCAGAGAUGAGAGAUUCCGCAUAUAAACUCGAGAAAACAAGAGUAAAGAGUAUUGGUUACGCUGGGCGAGUGAACCAAAGAUCAUGGACUUCGAGCUUCUUUGGUAGAGGUCCUCAGAUGGAGCAUGAAGCUUUUCUUGUAUUGUGGCUUUCGCUUUUUGUUUUUCCAGUUAGUACUCGUCGUAGUAUUUCGAGACAAGUUAUCCCAAUCGCUGUUCGUUUAGCUAGAGGUGAAAGGAUUGCUCUUGCCCCUGCUGUUCUCGCAUUCUUGUACAAAGAUUUGGGUCAAGUCUGCGAUUUCGCUAGAGGAACAUAUGCUGGCAAACUUAAUUCCAAGUCUCUGUUUAAGUUAGUACAAGUUUGGACAUGGGAGAGAUUCAGGAACAUAAGACCAGAAGUUAGAGAGAUACCUCAAGGUGAGCCUAGAAUAGCUAGGUGGAGCAAUCUGCAACAAAGGUCUAAGAAUGUGAGAUGGAGUUUUGAUGAUUUUGACUGGCGUCCUUACACUAAACCGUUGAAGAACUGGAACCCACUUCGGUUUUACCUUGAAGAAGCACUGUUGGUGACUGUUGAUGACAAUCUUGAAGAUGAGUUUGUUUCAUUUGCUCGAUGCCUGAGGAGUUCUCAGCUUGUUGGGAUUGAUUUUGUAGAGGAUUACUAUCCUAAUCGUGUUGCAAUGCAAUUCGGGCUGGCUCAAGAUCUGCCUGGUCUGAUUACUCUUCAUAAAAACUUCACAGAAAAGGAGUCUUGGGAUGAUUACAGUAAGUCUCUUGAUGGUUUAGUGCUCUAUAUGCCUUCACGCCUCGAUCGAGGUUCUGUCACUGCGAGGUACCAAGACUGGUGGUUGAAAUCAGUUUCAGACUCUCUAGCUUCUGAAGAGAUGCAGGAAGAAUCAACUGAAGCUUUUAAUGCAAGUAAUACAUUUGAUGUUGUUGAUGAUGAUGAUAUAGAUGUAUCUCCCAAGGUAUUGCCUCUGAGUCAAGUGGUUCAGAAGUUGGAAGAAGGCUUUCCUGCAAAAUGCAGAAGAUCUAGGAUGCGUAGGUUACCAAAGAGAUAUAAGAUAAGUGAGUCUGUGCACAUGACGCGAGCUCGUGAGGAUGAUGAUGAGAGUUCUAUGGAUGAAGAAGAUGAUUACAUGACCGUUCCUCAAUUGAUCAGAUCUAGGAAGAAGUGUAGUGAUGUAGAGAAAACUGGAGGUGAUGCUUCUGAAUCACUUAGAAAAAGAACUAGAAGAUAUAUGGUGGUGGAUAGCGAUGAUGAUUCAGGGUCUUGUGAAAAGCAUGCUUGGAUGGAAGUAGAUCAAAGGAGUGUAGAGGAUGAUGGAACUGCCAAUAAAACUGAGAUUACAAGGCAAACAUGUGAUUAUGUAAAUGGAAGUUAUGGAGAGAGGAAGGCAAUGAUCGAUGAUGCAAUCAAGGAAGCAGAGUCUUGGCUACGUGAAGAUAGAGAAAUGAAGAAGAGAUGCAUUGGAAAGUUUUCCAGUGAAGCUAAAAAGGAAGAAGAUGUUGAUGAAAGAUUGAGGCAGAGAAAGCUUGCAAUAGAGAAGAUAGCAUUGGAGCUGGAGACACGUAUUAUCAAGAUGGAGACGAGUUUGGCAGAGAAUAGAAAAUGGAAAACCAGAGGAAACCAGUCCAAACAUCGGUUUCUGCUUAGCUAGUUUAGUUAUGCCAUUUGAUCUGAAGCUUUUCAAGAGGAUCUCAAUGC